Molecule: messenger RNA, 819 nt
Organism: Ramularia collo-cygni
Lineage: Eukaryota; Fungi; Ascomycota; Dothideomycetes; Mycosphaerellales; Mycosphaerellaceae
Exons: 2
Coding region: 1-819 (272 amino acids)
Molecular function (GO): lyase activity
Source: RefSeq, a predicted model, not a curated record
AUGGGCUCCAACGACAUUCCUCCCCCUCACAUACCCUCUCACGUAGUCCCCAUCAGCAACCUCCUCCUCCAAAUCGGCGGCGUCCUCUGGACAAUCUGCUACAUUCUCUACGUGCAAGAAUCCUUCCGCUCCAAAUCCUACGGCAUGCCACUCUUUGCUCUCGCGUUGAAUUUCGCCUGGGAAGUCGUCUAUGCGUUUUACGUGGCGGAAUCGCUGCUUGAGRAGUGCGUCUUUGUUAUUUGGUUGGGGAUUGAUUGUGGGAUGGUUGUGGGCAUGUUGCGGCAUGCGAGGUUUGAGUGGCGGCGCUCAUCACCGUGGGUGGCGCGGAAUAUGGUUGUGAUUCUGGGAGGUAUGAUUGUUGUUUGUGUAGUAGGGCAUUGGACUUUUGCUAAGUGGUGGAUUGAUAAUGAUAUUGGGAGGCGUGAGGGCAAGUUUUAUAAGGGGGUUGUGGGGCCUGAUACGACGGAGUUGGGGUUUUGGAGUGCUGCUGUUUGUCAGUUGAAUUUGUCGGUGGCGAGUCUAUGUCAGAUUUUGGUGAGGCAGCAUUCUGGGGGUGUAAAUUGGAGUAUUUGGGCGACUAGGACUCUGGGCUCCAUCAUUGGUUUGUAUUUGAACUAUGCUUGGGGAUGGUACUUUUGGACGGAGGCUCACGAGUACUUUGUGUCGCCAUUUGCCAUGUUCUUGUGGGUCACAAGUCUUGUUUGCGAUGUCGUAUAUGGCUACGUCUUGUGGCAUGUUCAGAAGACGGAGAAGGUCUUGGAGGACGGGAGAAAGGUGGAUGGCAAUGCCAUGGCGUGGCACGACUCCAAAUGCGAAUGA